This is a messenger RNA of Drosophila persimilis, 816 nucleotides long. RefSeq names its product contactin-4. The coding region runs from base 97 to 723 and encodes 208 amino acids. The record is from RefSeq and is a predicted model, not a curated record. NCBI's taxonomy places the organism in Eukaryota, Metazoa, Arthropoda, Insecta, Diptera, Drosophilidae. The transcript has 6 exons.
CCAACAGAUCUGAUCCCCCCAUUUACUGCCCGUAAUUCAAUCAAAAGUGCCCGCAUCCACGCUGAAGAACAGAGGGGGAAGACGACCCACGAUGGGAUGGGAGUGGAGUGGAUAACGUGCCGUGCAGAUGCAGAGCGCAGUAUCAAAACAACAUUCCCCGUUGACGAUCGCCGAUCGGAAUCACGCGGCUCGACAAUGACCAGUCUCUGUGGCCUCUGGAGCUGGAAGCUCAAGCAAUCGUCUCUCCUCGGCCUCGGCCUCUGCCUCCUGCUGCUGAUCAGCGAUCUUGGCCGUGUGGCAGCCCAAAGAAGCACGGGCGGCAGGAAUGUUCUGCGACGCAACUACACGGGCAAGAAGCCCGUGGUCAUCCAGCACCUCUCCCAGGAUGCCGUCAGCUACUACGAUCAUGAGAAUGGUGCCAAGAUAAUAAAGUCCUCGCACUUCGAGCUGGACUACACGCUGGGACGCAAGAUCACCUUCUUCUGCAUGGCCCAAGGCAAUCCACGGCCCACCAUCACCUGGUUCAAGGAUGGAGCCGAGCUCUACCAGCAUCGCUUCUUUCAGGUGCACGAGUCUCACAUAGAGACGGAUAUUAUCAAAAGUAAAAUGGAAAUAGAUCCCACUACGCAGAUGGAUGCGGGCUACUACGAAUGUCAGGCGGAUAACAUCUAUGCCAUCGAUCGUCGGGGCUUUCGCACGGACUAUGUAAUGGUUAACUUUUAGCACCGUAAAGCAUUAAAAUGAAAUCUAAACUUUGAAUCCAGUUGAAUCCAGCUAAAGUUAAUAAACAAACAAAACAAAAAAUGUAUAAAAAUA